Closterium sp. NIES-65 is the source of this 4854-nucleotide messenger RNA. NCBI's taxonomy places the organism in Eukaryota, Viridiplantae, Streptophyta, Zygnematophyceae, Desmidiales, Closteriaceae. The record is from the annotation of a GenBank genome assembly.
AUGGCUACCCCCAGUGUUCUUACCUUUGACACUGAAGGCCGUGCUGUUGACUUUGAGGUCUGGGUCGAUGACCACCAGCUGUUCCUCCAGUGCGAUAGGGCAGACGGCCUCUCUCUGUUCGACCUCACCUCUGGUGCCUCCCCUGCCCCGCCUGCUACUGCUGCCAGCACUGUUCGCUCACAGUGGGCGACACGCGAUGUCGCUGCCCGUCUUGCUGUGCGUCGCCACUUACCGACCACUGAGCGUGCACACUUUAGCCAGUACAAGAGUGCUCAGACCUUGUACGACGCUGUAGUUGCACGCUACUCUUCCCCUGCCACUGCUGCACUGAGCCGCCUCAUGCUACCGUACCUCUUCCUUGACCUUGCUGCCUUUCCCACAGUCGCUGACCUCAUUACGCACCUCCGCACUAGUGACACUCGCUACCGCGCUGCGCUUCCUGCUGAGUUCUGUGCCAAGAACCCCCCCCCCAUGUACAUCACCCUCUACUACAUAGUCACACGGCUCCCUGACUCUCUUCGCUUAGUCAGGGACCACUUCCUCUCAGUUUGCCCCACCACUCUCACCGUUGACCUCAUCGAGGAGCGCCUCCUAGCAGCAGAGAAGAGCAUAGUCGCUGUAGGAGCCUCUCGUGGUGACCCUCGCACCCCCGUCUUUGAGGGGUGUUCCCCCUCCCCCCUCUUGCCCUCUGUUGCUUCUGCUGCUGCUGCCGACCUCGUUGAUUUCUACGGGGUCGGCGCUGCGUCUGCCCCUAGCAGGAGACGCCGCACCGGCAAAGGCAAGGGGGGCAAGGGAGCUGGAGGGGCUAGCGGGGGCGGUGGAGGUGGUGGUGGAGGCAGUGGAGGGGGUGGGGGUGGUGGUGGGAGUGGUGGCGGGGGUGGCGGCGGCGGUGGCAGCAGUGGAGGCGGCGGAGGCGACGGUGGUGGCGGAGGGAGCGGAGGCGGCGGAGGUGGCGGAGGCGGCGGAGGUGGCGGAGGCCGCGGAGGCGGUGGCGGCGGCGGCGGUGGAGCUGGUCGCGACUCUGCGCAGAGGAGUGGGUCCGGUGGUGGUCCGCGCCAGCAGCAGCAGCGCACUCGUGAGACCCUGUCCCCUCAGCAGCUUCGUGAGUGGUACGCUGCGCGUCAGCGCAGUGGGGGUACUGGUCCCUGCACCUACGUCCUCCGUACCGGCGACCGCGCUGGUGAGCAGUGCGGGGGCCCGCACUCCACCCAGCGCUGCUUCGGCCGCCUGACGGACGCGUGGCGUCACCAUGUUGAGGGUGACUGUUACCUGUGUGUACUGCCUGACCCGGGCAUUGCGGCUACUGCUCUAGGUGCUGGUGAGGCUGCUGCUCUAGGUGCUAGUGCGUCUGCUGCCCCAGGUGCUAGUGCGUAUGCUGCCCCAGGUGCUGGUGAGUCUGCUCUCUCAGGUACUACGUCGGCUCAGGCCUUACACACCUUCACCCUUGACUCGGGUGCGUCCCGCUCCUUCUUUCGAGACCGCACCACGCUUACGCCGCUCAGUCGGCCGGUUUCAGUCUCCCUGGCGGACCCCUCUGGGGGUCCUGUCCUUGCUAGCUUCUCCACUCUCUUACCGUGCUCGGCAGCCCCCUCUGGCACCCUGUCAGGUCUCUACCUCCCCUCGUUCUUCUCGAACUUGGUGAGUGGAGCGGACCUACAGGAUAGGGGGGUUGACCAGUUCACUCCUGCGAGUCAGCGGGUGACCCAUUGCACGUGUGCUCGCACAGGCCGACACUUGGCCACGUUCACCCGUCGGCCAGGGUCGAGCCUGUACACCCUUUCUACUGAGUCUCUUCCGGCUGCUGAGUCUGGCCAGGUAGCUGCGUCGAGUCAGGUGUUUGUUGCAGCGUCCAGGUCUGGUCCUGAGUCUGCUCCCUGCUCGUGUCGUCUACUGUCCCACCAGACUCUCCUUUGGAACCACCGCCUUGGUCACCCCUCCCUGCCUCGUCUCCGAGGCAUGGCCUCCCGUGUCCUUGUCUCUGGUCUCCCCCGGUCUCUCCCUCCCCUACCUCCGGGGCUUGGCCCUACCUGCGGUCACGAGAGUUACUUCCUGUUGGUGGUUGACGACUACUCGCGUUACACCACAGUCUUCCCCUUGCGCAGCAAGGGUGACGUCACUGAGGUGUUGAUCGACUGGAUCCGCGCAGCUCGUCUCCAGCUCAGGGAGAGUUUCAGCUCGGACUUUCCUGUUCUGCGUCUGCACUCUGACAGAGGCGGGGAGUUUUCCUCUGCCCGUCUAGGAGCCUUCUAUCAGAGACAGGGCAUCCGCCAGACCUUCACGCUUCCGGCCUCUCCACAGCAAAAUGGGAUUGCUGAGCGCCGCAUUGGCAUGGUCAUGGACGUCGCUCGUACGUCCAUGAUGCAUGCGGCUGCCCGCCAUUUUCUGUGGCCAUUUGCGAUCCAGUACACAGCGCAUCAGCUCAACCUUCAGCCCCAGGUCUCCUUGCCAGAGACCUCCCCCACCUUGCGGUGGACGGGGAAGGUUGGCGAUGCGUCUGCGUUUCGGGACGUCACCUUUGACAAGUCGGUGCCUUACUACCGUCUCUUCCCCUACCGCACUGCGCCCCUCCCCCCGCCGCCGCUCUUCCUUGCACCAGGUCCUCCCACGGUAGACCCCCUCCCCCCUCAGGGUCCUGCCCCGUCAGGUGUGUCCCAGGUAGACGCAGUCGAGCCUAUCGAGGUGGCUGCUGACUCUGGUGUUGCUAGAGCUGCUGAGCCUGCGGGUGCCGGGUCUGGAGGUGCUGAGUCUGGGGGUGCUGAGCCUGGGGGUGCUGAGUCUGGGGGUGCUGAGCCUGGGGGUGCUGAGUCUUGGGGUGCUGAGCCUGGGGGUGCUGAGUCUGGGGGUGCGGAGCCUGGGGGUGCGGAGCCUGGGGGCGCUGGGUCUGCUCGUGUGGCCGCUGGCGGUGCUUCGUCGAGGCGGGAGCCACUCUCUCCACAGGAGCUGCGCGAGUGGUUUGCCCGGCGCUGGAGCCGUGCUGCUGGAGCUGGAGGUACUACUGAUGCUGCUGGUCCCGGAGGUGCUCGUACUGGCGAUACUGGAGCUGCUGGUCCUACUGGAGUUGGUGCUGCUGGAGUUGGAGCAGCUGGAGGUGUUGGCGCUGGUGUUUCUGCUGGAGCUGGUGCGUCUGAGGCUAUUGGAGUUGGCGCUGUUGGAGCUGGAGGUGCUGCUGGCGCUGGUGCUGCCGCUGGGGGUACUGGUGCUAUCCUUACUGGUUCUGGAGGCGCUGCGCGGCCGCGGCCGUACUUCGUUCCGCUCCUUGAGCAUCGUCGUGAGCCUGGUCUCAUCCUGCGUCGCCUGUUCGUGCUGCUCGCACUAGUCGUCGUGUUCCGCGUCCGCGUCCUCCUACGGUCCCAGGCACACCAGAUGGCACUACGUCCUUCCACUGCUCUUCUGCGUGUCCCGUUGGCGUCUCCUCCAGGGUCCUCUCUUCCUGUUCUUGCUGACCCUGAGGCUGACUCUCUUCGUGCUGCCAGUCCUACUGUCACGCGUCUCCUGGCCACUGUGGUCACUGACCCUUCCUUUGAGUCCACUGCUGCGUCUACCUUGGUUACUGAGCUUGUCGACUUUGCGGCUCAGUGUCGUCUAGACUACGUCGCUAGCCUUGUUGCUGAGUCUGAGUCUGUCUGUCCUCCGUCCGUCGGGGGUGAGUGUGCUCUUAGCACGGACGUCCUUGAGGACAGGCAGGAGGAGUUCCAGUGUUUUGCUGCUGCUUUGCCUCAUCUCGUGUCCACGCUGAUUGCCCCUGAGGGAGACCCGGAUGCACCAGACAUCCCGACUCCUCGAUCGUACGCUGAGGCGAUCGAGGGUCCCUACUCCUCUCAGUGGCAGCCAGCCAUGGAUGCAGAGAUGGCUUCCUGGAAGUCCACAGGCACCUACGUCGACAAAGUUCCCCCAAUUGGGGCGAACAUCGUCAGUGGCAUGUGGAUUUUCAGGGUGAAGCGGCCGCCGGGUUCUCCGCCUGUCUUCAAGGCGCGUUACGUGGCUCGAGGCUUCAGUCAGCGGCAAGGAGUUGACUACUUUCAGACCUUCUCUCCCACCCCGAAGAUGACCACUCUUUGGGUGCUGCUGCACAUAGCCGCUCAGCGUGACUACGAGCUUCACUCUCUUGACUUUAGCACACCUUUCCUGCAGGGCAGCCUGCACGAGGAGAUCUGGCUACGCCGCCCACCUGGCUUCACUGGGUCGUUUCCUCCUGGUACCCAGUGGAUCCUCCGGCGGCCUGUCUACGAUCUCCGCCAGGCGCCCCGUGAGUGGUACGACACACUGAGGACUACACUUGCGGCUCUUGGGUUUGCUCCUUCUACAGCCGACCCGUCGUUGUUUUUGCGCACCGACACCUCUUUGCCGCCGUUCUACAUCCUCGUGUACGUCGACGACUUGGUCUUUGCCACUGCUGACACUGCUGGACUCGCCCACGUGAAGUCCGAGCUGCAGAAGAGACACACGUGCACAGACCUGGGUGAACUGCGCAGCUACCUUGGCUUGCAGAUCACCCGGGACAGAGCACAGCGCACCAUUACCCUGACUCAGUCACACAUGGUGCAGCAGGUCCUUCAGCGCUUCGACUUCACGUACUCCUCGCCUCAGGCCACUCCUCUGUCUACUCGCCACUCGCUCUCAGCUCUGCCUUCGGAUGAGUACAUAGAGACGAGUGGCCCGUACCCAGAGCUUGUUGGUUGCCUCAUGUACCUGAUGACCUGCACACGACCUGAUCUUGCAUACCCUCUUAGCAUCUUGGCACGCUAUGUUGCUCCUGAGAGACACCGACCAGAGCACAUGGCUGCAGCGAAGAGGGUGUUGCGCUACUUGUGCAGUACGUCGGGCAUGGGGCUAGUGCUUGGAGGGCGACGUUGA